Ictalurus punctatus (channel catfish) is the source of this 1864-nucleotide messenger RNA. Its product is annotated as interferon-induced protein with tetratricopeptide repeats 5. Gene Ontology annotation, biological process: defense response to virus. Gene Ontology annotation, cellular component: cytosol. The transcript is spliced from 2 exons. The record is from RefSeq and is a predicted model, not a curated record. Bases 164 to 1579 code for a protein of 471 amino acids. NCBI's taxonomy places the organism in Eukaryota, Metazoa, Chordata, Actinopteri, Siluriformes, Ictaluridae. Gene Ontology annotation, molecular function: protein binding.
UUAUUCGCUGAUGAUGUCAUCCAAUUGGGUCUGCAUUUGAAAAGUAAAUAGUUUCGGUUUCCAUUCCUGAACCUAUGGGUGGAGAAGUUAACAGCUUAUAUCCGUGUCAGAGCAGUGUCUCCGAUCUGUUUUCACACUGUGAUAUACACAGAGAUUGACCACGAUGAGUUCAACACAAGACAUCAUUUUAAAAACCAAACUUAUUCAGCUGGAAUGCCAUUUUACCUGGGCUCUGAAUGAAAAUGAUACAGAUCUCACCGAUCUUCUGAACAGGCUCGAAGAACAGCUUGACCUGGAUCUUGGAAGGGAGGAAGGAGCUGCGCGCACACACAGCAGUAUGGGAUUUGUGAAGUUUCUACUAGGCUCCAAUACUGAGGCUCUCAGCAACUUAGAAAGAUCUGUAGAGCUCACCAAGUCUCGUGGAAAUGACUGUGACAAGCUGCUUGUUGUUGCCUAUGGAGACCUUGCAUGGUUAUACCAUCGUAUGGGUAAUUUUGCAGAAUGUGAAAGCUACCUGAAUAAACUGAGGGAAAUUAAAGAGAAAUAUCCAUCUGUCCCAUAUGCCGAGGUGCUUGGAGAAAAAGGAUGGACCUUCCUCAAGUUUUCUUGGAAAUAUAAUGAAAGGGCUAAAGAGUGCUUCAGGAAGGCCCUGGAGCUGGACCCAGAGGAGGGUGAAUGGAAUGCCGGCCUUGCCAUUGCUCUGUAUCGGGCAGAGGAUAUGCUGGAAGAUCCAGUGGUAAUUGAUCAACUUAGACGGGCCAUAGCCACUAACCCAGAUGAUGAUGUUCUUAAAGUUCUGCUUGGUUUAAGAUUGGUUGCUCACAAGAAGUAUAGCGAGGCAGAGAGCCUAGUGGAGCAAGCCUUAGAGAGGUCUCCAGAACACCCCCAUGUGAUGCGAUAUGUUGGGAAGUAUUUCCGGAUUGAAGGAUCUGUGGACAGGUCUAUUGCCCUUCUAAAGAGAGCAUUAGAGAAAGUGUCCAAUGCAGGCUUUAUACACCAUCAGCUGGGGCUCUGCUAUAAGAAAAAGAUCCUGAAUCUGAUGCAAGCAGGAAGCCACCACACAAAAGGUGCUGAAAUUAAGCGAAUUCGAGAGCAGUGUAUCUACCAUUUGGAGAUGGCAACUGAACUGAAGACUAGCUUCAUCAUUGCUAUGAAUGAACUGGCCUUCCAGUAUGGGGCGAAUCAGAAUAUGUCAAGAGCAGAAGAAAUGUUCCAGAAUACAUUUAAGGCAGCUAGAGAAAAAAAAGAUAACUACCAGUCUGUUCAUUACUAUUAUGCAAACUUCCAGCAGUACUGUAUGAAAUGUGAGCCUGCUGCCAUCAAACACUACACUGAAUGUUUGAAGAUAAAUCCAAAUACAUAUCAUGGGAGUAAAAGUGCUAAAAGUCUGCAAAAGAUUGCAGAGAGAAGAAUUGAGAACAACCCAAGGGAUGGAGAGGCCUUUGGAAUACUUGGAAUCAUUCAUAAGGAAAAAGGAGAAAAACAACAAGCCAUAGAGUGCUUUGAGCAAGCGCUGAGCUUUGUAGACAAAGAGGAUUACCUCACAGAUCUUUGUGAACUUAGGCUUUCAUUGGAGUAAUAUUAUCAAUAUACAAGAUGAUACCCAGACAAUGAUUUAGAAAUAUUCAUGAAAUUUAAUGCCAACCAAUGUAGUAUCUUAUAAUAAUAUAUGUACUGUGAAUUUAAGAUAAUUUGUUCAUUAUUAUAUUUGAUCAUAAUUAUAUGUAGUAAUGGAAUAUGAUGGCUGCUUUACUCACUAUUAAUGUUUUACUACUAAUGUCUGUCCUGCAUUUCAAUUCUGAAAACCACUUUCUUGUAACUGUAAUUAAAGCACUUUCAACAAUUUUAAUAUGAUCUUUUCUGU